AUGGAUGCUUCGCUAGAGAUAGAUAAACUCUCGGUGAGUGAGACGGAGAACGAAAUCAUCGAACUCGAACGGCGUCUCGCCGAGGCCAGAGAUCGGCUCGCGAGAUGCGAGACCAACGACAACCAUAAGACGCCGUCGACUUCUCAGGCACAGAGCCAGCAUCCAAUCGUCAUCGCCAAAGAGAAACCCACCCUCACCCUUUUCCACCUCUACCCAGACGACCCAUCCAACCACUUCCUCCUCCUCCUCUCCGACUCCGCCCUCCCCCUCGGCUCCUUCGCCUUCAGCAGCGGCCUCGAGUCCUUCCUCGCCCACACCGUCCACAUCCCCGCCACCCGAGCCUUUGCCUCCUUCUUCCCCGAGUCCGUCUCCUCCUUCGCUGCCACCAACCUACCAUUCGCCCUCGCCGCCUACGAUGAUCCUCGCGCCCUCUCGGCCGCCGCGCUUCCACAGCGCAGGGUCGCGCCCUCCUCUCUGUGGGAAAAGUCGUUUUCGCCCCCGCUCCGCGACCCCGCUCUCAGCGCCUUUGCGGUUGAAGUCAAGAAGAGCGCGAGGACCGGUAGCGGCACCGGCGCCGGCAGCGGGUGCGGGGACGAGGUGGGCGUGGCGCAUGGCCACCUAGCCCCCGUGUUCGGAGCGGUGGGCAAGGCCGCCGGCAUGUCGAGGGAGAAGACGGCGUAUGUGUUUGUGCUCGGCCACGUCAAGGCUCUGGUAUCGGCAGCCGUCAGGGCUGGCGUGUUGGGUCCGUACAAGGCACAGGCGGAGUGGGAUACCAAGCCCGAGGAUGCUGGGCAGACGAUACCCGCUACGGAUCUGUGGAUUGGGAGGCACGAAGUUUUGUACUCGAGAAUCUUCAACAGCUAG
Parascedosporium putredinis is the source of this 864-nucleotide messenger RNA. The record is from the annotation of a GenBank genome assembly. NCBI's taxonomy places the organism in Eukaryota, Fungi, Ascomycota, Sordariomycetes, Microascales, Microascaceae.